Molecule: messenger RNA, 633 nt
Organism: Aphanomyces invadans
Lineage: Eukaryota; Oomycota; Saprolegniomycetes; Saprolegniales; Verrucalvaceae
Exons: 3
Coding region: 1-633 (210 amino acids)
Source: RefSeq, a predicted model, not a curated record
AUGGAUGUGAAGACGAUUCAACACAUCAAAGCCUUUGUCAAGCUGCGCCUGCGGCGCAACUUGACUGUUGACGAAAAGUUGGAUAUCCUGUGGCUGCAAGCUACCCAUCGUGAGGUCAACUCAGCAAACGUCACUGACGUCAUCUCACAGCUUCUCGGCCGUGCACCUAAGACUGGCAAGCCGAAGUCCACGCCUAAGGGAACAUGGAAGAAGAGCGCGCUCUACGAAGCUUGUGUACAGUACCAGCUCCAGGAUGUUUCGCCAAUUGACAUAAAGUCGACGAUCUGGACGACGUUGAAGAAGCACCUGGAUGAGCAUGUCCCUCCUGUCGUGGUGUCCAUGGCGCGAUCGCGCGGCCAUCAUGUCGUCUACGCAGCACCUGGGUUUUCCGACCUACAGCCAAUCGAAAUGGUGUGGGCCAACGUGAAGGCGCGCUUUUCACGAGUUGGACUCGGCGUCAUAUGCAAUACUAUCAAAUCAUCGACGGAAAAGCUCCUUGCUCUGCACCAGGUGCUCCGUGCUGUUGAAGAAGUGGAGCCUAUUUGCUAUGACCAAGCAAGCAACAGCGAGACAUCUCUCAACGACGACUCGUCUUCAUCUAGCGAGAGUAGUGGUUGUGAAAACGAAGGCUAA